AUGUCACGUAGACCUGAACCUGAUUACGAUCUAACCGAACGCGAAUAUGACCCUGAAGAACGACAGAGGGAGCGAGAAGAACGACUGAAGGAGCGAAGAGACAAAAAGGAAGAAGAGCGAGACAGACGGCGCGACCUCGAGCCAGACUACGAAGAUGUCCCGUUCGACAAGUACAGGACCGAGAACGUGCAGGACAGAUACCACGAGUACUAUCCGCGCCGGGGAGACUCUCCAGAGUUGCGCAAGUACCUCGAGACGGAGCGGUCGUUGGUGUCGAAUCCGGCCAGCCGGCGCGACGAGAACGAAGCGGAGCGAAGUUACGUGACCCGGGACAACAAACAGGCUCACCGGGAGCGACGCGAUUCUCAGGUCUCGAUGAAAGACAUGGCUUAUUCCAGAGGCCACCCGCUCUAUGAUGGCUACAAGUCGUAUAGGGCCAAGAGAGCUCCUCCGCGCGACGAACAACAAGGGUCAUCAGGCGGGGCUGACUCCCCAGAGUCGUCUCGAAGAUGA
This is a messenger RNA of Capronia epimyces CBS 606.96, 513 nucleotides long. RefSeq lists its product as uncharacterized. The transcript has a single exon. The record is from RefSeq and is a predicted model, not a curated record. Bases 1 to 513 code for a protein of 170 amino acids. Lineage: Eukaryota; Fungi; Ascomycota; Eurotiomycetes; Chaetothyriales; Herpotrichiellaceae.